UGCUUUGCAACUCUGCUCCUGUUUUGGAGGGGACCUAACCGACCUUUCAUUAUGCGUUUCAUUCAUCACCCCAAAACCCAGUUUCUAUUUUGAUCCCUUCUUUCUCUUCUCUUUCUUCAUCCAUUUCUAGCAUUUCUUUCUUUUUUUCUUUCCUUUAUAUUAUCUUUUCUUUAUCCUUUUCGCUUUUUGGUUUGAUUUUUGGUUCUUGCAGGUCUUCAGCGGUUUAUACAUAUAUAAUAUAUAUAGAGAGAGCGAGUGGGAGAGAGCGAAAGGAACACCCAAAUGGGAAAAUCUUCUUCUAGUAAGAGGAAGCGCUCUAAAAACUCCUCUCAGGGUCGGACAAAGAAGAGAAGUAAGACUAAGAGAAGUAUAUCAAAGAAGCUUUGGCGACAUGAUGAUUCAGAUUCUUAUUCAAGUGAUGAUACAAGAAGUCCAUCAUCUGUUUCCUCUAGCGCUGAGGACACUUACCAAGGUAGAAGGUCUCAAGCUAGGUCCUGCGCUCGCAAGGAUGUGAAGGGGACUAAAAGGAGGGCUCGCUCGUGCUCUUACAGCAGCGAGGAUUCUCGUCACUUGAGAAAGCAGAAAGGGUCAAGGAGACAAGAUGAUUCCAAGGCAAGGAAGAAAACGUCUAGGAACAAGAAAAAGAAUAAAUCUAGGAGAAAUGCAAGUGUUAGUUCUAGGAGUAGUGGGUCUUGGAGUUGUUCAACUUGUCAGAGUUCAAGCAGUAGUAGUGAUGAGAGUGAAUAUGAGAACCACAGGGGCAGGUCUAAAAGAAAAGACAACAAUAUAAGAAAACUGAAGAAUGUUAAGAGUGGAACUAAAAGGAGUAGAUAUAGGUCAAGGAGUUGUUCUUCUUGUAGUAGACAUGAUGGACGUAGUGAUUAUCAGAGUGAAGUGAAAAUGACUGGUGGGAACAUUUCAAAGCGGCUGAGAUCAAUUAUUACCCUUACAAAGGAGGAUGAGGAGGGAAGAGAGUUGGAUUGGGAUGGGCACAAAGAGGAGAUUAUAUAUGAUCAUGACGAUUACCCAUCUAGCAAAAGCAAUGAUAGUAAUGAUGGAGAGAAUAAGGCGGCAUCAGCUCAUCAAUCUCAUGUUGCAUUUGAUAAGAAAAGGUCCUUAGAGACUGAGGAAAUAGAAAGUACUUUUGGUUUAAACAUUAAGACUGCCAAACUCACAGACAGUUAUGAAGAGGGAGAUGACCACUAUGUGAGUAGUCAACCUGCUUGGGAUGGGAUUGCAACGAAUGAUGCUGUAGAGGAAAAGGAAAACGACAUAUGUAAGGCUUCCGGUAAUGUGAAUAGUGAUGAUUUGGAGUCAAUUUUAAGGCAAAAGGCCCUGGAGAAUCUAAGAAGGUUCCAGACAAAUGCAAAGGGUGCUGUUAAUCAGAAAGAUACAAGUAUCGUUACUCUGAAGUCACCAUCCACUGCAAAGGCUGAACUUAGUGAAACUGAGUCUCCCAAGGAUGAUGGUGCUCAAGGAGAUAAGAGAAAUUUUUCCUCUUCUGUGCAAAAAGAUGAGAAGAUUGUUGUUGUGAAGAGUGGCCGCAAUGAAUCUGCUCCUGCUAAGAACAAUGCUUAUCUACCCAACCAUGUGGGUGCUUCUGGCAGGGAAAAGGUCAGUAUGAGUUUUGGCUCUGGUAUUAACAAACCGAAGCUUGAUACAUCAGCAAUGAAACAAGCAUUAUCAAAUGCUACCACUGCUGCAGUGGCAAUGCCUGCUUCACAGGUAUCUAACAAGCCAAAACUGGUGAAUGCAAGUAGAAUUGGUAAACAUAAUGCAACUCCAGUAAGCGUCAAUGAUGAUAUCAACAUAGUUAACAACAUCUCUGGCGUUGCUUCUGCCAAGUCUUCAUCUUGCCAUGCACCUACAGGAAAAGAUGUUGGCUUGAUUAAAUUGCAAGAGGAAGUUAAGGAGGUCUCGCUGUUGGAGAACAAGUCGGUAUCUUCUGUGACACGACUAAACAGCAGUGGCCAAGGUGUCACAGUUAAUAAUGCCUCUAGUUCUACUUCUGCUGCGUUGUCAUCUCACCUCGCAACUGCAGUAAGAGACACAAGCUCAAAUAAAGUGCAAGAUGAUGGUAAGGAUGGUUCACAAUUGGAGCAGAAGACAAUGUCUGUGAUGCGGGGUGGGGAAAUGGUACAGGUAAGCUACAAGGUGUACAUCCCUAAAAAGGCUCCAGCUUUGGCUAGGAGGCAACUCAAGCGGUGAUGUUUCUGGUGCACAUCAUUUGUAGAAUGCUUGGCAUGUUGUGUGUUUUCUGGCUAUCACCAAACGAAUGGUGCUACUUUUCUAACAGAAUAUGACUGUAGAAAGUAAUUUUUAUUUUCCUUUUAUGUUGCACCUGCACUUGUUGAAAAUAAAAUGGCAUUGUAUCUUUCUUUUGACAAAUGAAUAUUUUACUUUAUCAAAUGUUGUAUUCGGUACAUGAGACAAACCCAUAAUUACUAGUGAAUUAGAUUCUCA
This is a messenger RNA of Manihot esculenta (cassava), 2463 nucleotides long. Its product is annotated as micronuclear linker histone polyprotein. The record is from RefSeq and is a predicted model, not a curated record. The transcript is spliced from 3 exons. Lineage: Eukaryota; Viridiplantae; Streptophyta; Magnoliopsida; Malpighiales; Euphorbiaceae. Bases 283 to 2208 code for a protein of 641 amino acids.